This is a messenger RNA of Colletotrichum spaethianum, 1395 nucleotides long. Its product is annotated as protein transport protein bos1. Gene Ontology annotation, cellular component: Golgi apparatus; ER to Golgi transport vesicle membrane; endoplasmic reticulum membrane. Gene Ontology annotation, molecular function: SNAP receptor activity; SNARE binding. Lineage: Eukaryota; Fungi; Ascomycota; Sordariomycetes; Glomerellales; Glomerellaceae. The transcript is spliced from 3 exons. Gene Ontology annotation, biological process: vesicle fusion; endoplasmic reticulum to Golgi vesicle-mediated transport. Bases 1 to 1395 code for a protein of 464 amino acids. The record is from RefSeq and is a predicted model, not a curated record.
AUGAAGACCGAAGGCAGGGAUGAGGUCCGCUGCGGGCACGGCACAGUUCACAGGGAUGCAUGUACUGUCCGGAACACAGUACGGCUCCCUGCCACGAAUCAGGAAGGCGGUGACGUGUUUUCUUUCGAGAAGCCACCUGUAGAGCUCCAGCAUGUCCUGAGCUCCAUACCUAGACCGUGGGACCCUGCAUUCGACCGAGGUGUGCUCCUCGACAACUCACUCGGACCCUUCUUUUUGUUUUGCAACGACUCGAACCAUCCUGCUGUGCCUUCAGACCCUGGUUCGACGCCAGUACUCUGCUCUAUAAUUCCCCAGCAUGGUUGGUCACUGCCCGAGCGCUGCUCCAAGUUGCGCCCUGCUGACAAGCUGCAGAACGUCCAAUACAACUCGGCCCUGCGCCAGAGCAAGGCCAUCCGCAACGACCUCGAGAAACUGUCGUCUUCCGCUGCGCAGCCGACCGCUCUGACUCCCGCCGAGAUCGGCAACGUGUCCGCAUCCCUCGCAUCCUUCUCCAAGACCGUCGACGAAUACAACAACCUGGCCCGUCAGGAGCUCGUACAGAAGAAGCAAGAAGAGGCCUUUGAGCGCGUCAAGCGGUUCCGCGACGACCUGUCCGAUUUCAAGUCACAGAUCGACUCCCUCAAGAAGGCGCGCGAAGAUGCCAUCCACAGCAACAACCGAGGCGAGCUGCUGGGCCGCCGCGCCUACGUUACUGCGACGCCCGAGAACCCCUACGCCAACGUCAACAAGUCGGCGUCGUCGACGUUCCAGAGCCGGGGGGCCUCCACGGGCCAGGCUGGGGGUGGCCUGAGCAUGGGCGGCAACGACGUCACGAGGGAACAGCACGCUCUGCGCGAGCAGAACUUCUUCGCCAACACGAACUCGGCGCUCGACGAGUACAUUGCGAGAGGGCAGGCGGUCCUGGGCGACCUGGGCACACAGCGCGAGAUGCUCAAGAACACCCAGAAGAGGCUGUACUCGGUCGGCAACACGCUGGGAAUCUCGGGCGACACCAUCCGCAUGAUUGAGCGCCGCGCCAAGGAGGACAAGUGGAUCUUUUGGGCCGGUGUCAUCAUCUUCUUCCUCUUUUGCUGGGCGUGCAUACACUUCCUGCGUCGGGUUUUGGUUCUAUUCGAUGCCCGCAAGGGCAAUGGUGAAAAGCACCGUGUUCGUCGUCUCGAUCUCGACCACCUUUGUCUCGGGCAGCACGUGGUUGCUGGUGCUGAUGUGGCCCCCAAACUUGGUCUCCCAGUUCUCGACGUCCCAUUCGAGGCCUUUGGUGGUGAUGUGGCUGGUGCCUCCGAUGGGGAUGAUGCCGACGUGCUUCCCAAAAACGUCGUCGCCGCCCUCGCGGACCCAGAUGCUGUGGCGGCCGGGCUUGAGGAGGAACGUUAA